Molecule: messenger RNA, 4091 nt
Organism: Echinops telfairi (small Madagascar hedgehog)
Lineage: Eukaryota; Metazoa; Chordata; Mammalia; Afrosoricida; Tenrecidae
Gene: HRH2
Product: histamine receptor H2
Exons: 4
Coding region: 730-1941 (403 amino acids)
Biological process (GO): chemical synaptic transmission; positive regulation of vasoconstriction; G protein-coupled receptor signaling pathway, coupled to cyclic nucleotide second messenger
Cellular component (GO): membrane; dendrite
Molecular function (GO): histamine receptor activity; neurotransmitter receptor activity; G protein-coupled serotonin receptor activity
Source: RefSeq, a predicted model, not a curated record
AGCGCUGCAGGCGCGGGCAGGCGCGGGAGCCCAGGCUCGCCUGGCCAGAGCCCCACCGACUGCGGCGGCACCAGGUAGAAAGAGGCCAGAGUUUAAGAAACAGCAUCUCUCGAGCACCUGCUUAAUAAAGGUACGGCAUUAGCAGCACAGUCGUUCUGGAAGCCAACCCAGUUUACAGAUGAGGCAAGCCAGGCUUACAGAGACCCAGCUCUCCGUGUCCCCCACAAGGGGAGGAGCCCCAGUCCUUAAACCCCCUCGAAUGGACGGGAGCCGGUGCCAGCGACGAAGAAGGAUGUGACCACGUCUUCACAAGAGCCCUCCAGCAGCGAGCCAGUGCCCCCUGCAGUCGCGGGUCACAGUGCCCGGGUACCCCCUGCAGUCGCGGGUCACAGUGCCCCGGUAUCUCUGUGACACAGUCCUGGGAGGGAGGCAGCUCUUCAGGGGCAAUCCGAAAACUGGGGUUGGAGCCACGAAACUGACUUCAAAACCUCUUUUUACCUCGUCUUCCUUUGUGUUCUUGCCCAACACCUUGUCACGGACUGUUGAAUUUUGUUAUAGAAAAAUAACCUUGGGCUAGUCUUUGAAGACUCUCCUUCCACCGCAUCUGGACCCUUUCUUCUGGUUCUGAUGGGGCUCCAGAGCCCAGUGACUGACAUAGUUGGUACUCCGGGGCACUGAGGAGAAGCCGCCUGGUGCUGUGAUCCAGGGUAGGUGCAGCAGGGUCUCACAAUGGCCUCUCCCUCUCCAUCUGAGAUCACCAUCAUCCUGGUCCUUGUGGUCCUCAUCUGCAUCACCAUCGCUGGCAACGUAAUUGUCUGCCUCGCCGUGGGCCUGAACCGCCGGCUUCGCAGUCUGACCAACUGCUUCAUUGUGUCCUUGGCCAUCACUGACCUGCUCCUUGGCCUCCUGGUGCUGCCCUUUUCUGCCAUGUACCAGUUGUCCUCCACGUGGAGAUUUGGCCAGAUCUUCUGCAACAUCUACACCAGCCUGGACGUCAUGCUCUGCACAGCCUCCAUUCUCAACCUCUUCAUGAUCAGCCUGGACCGGUACUGCGCCGUCACAGACCCGCUCCGAUACCCCGUGCUGGUCACCCCUGUCCGAGUGGCCAUCUCCCUGGUUUUAAUUUGGGUGAUCUCCAUCACUUUGUCCUUCCUGUCUAUCCAUCUGGGCUGGAAUAGCAGGAACAAGACCAGCAAUGGCAACGACACCGCUAAGUGCAAAGUCCAGGUCAAUGAAGUCUACGGUUUGGUGGAUGGACUGGUCACCUUCUACUUGCCUCUGCUCAUCAUGUGUAUCACCUACUACCGCAUCUUCAAGAUCGCCCGGGAGCAGGCCAAGAGGAUCAAUCAUAGCAGCGCCUGGAAUGCAGUCACCAUAAAAGAGCACAAAGCCACAGUGACCCUGGCCGCUGUCAUGGGGGCCUUCAUCAUAUGUUGGUUCCCCUACUUCACCGUGUUUGUUUACCGUGGGCUUAGAGGGGACGAGGCCAUCAAUGAGGUCAUCGAAGCCAUUGUUCUAUGGCUGGGCUAUGCCAACUCAGCCCUGAACCCCAUCCUGUAUGCUGCAUUGAACAGAGACUUCCGCACUGCCUAUAAGCAGCUCUUCUGCUGCAGGCCCAAUUCCCACAACUUUCAUGACAGUUCUCUGAGGUCCACCAACUCCCAGAUGUCCAGGAGCCAAAGCAGAAACCACACGGGGCAGGAAGAGAAGCCCCUGAAGCUACAGGUGUGGUGUAGGACUGAGGUGAAAGCCCCACAGGGAGCUGCAGACAGGAAGCCAGCACUGCCCCGCACCCUGUGCUCCGAUGAUCUUCUGAGCUGCUGCAAGAGCCUCUGGGGGCUUCAGUUCCUCCGGAGGCACCUGGGAGCCCCUGGAGAGCAGCAGCUGAGAGACUCCCCAUCUGAGGAAGCCAUGAGGACAUUGCCAUCCAGGGGCCUCUAGCCCCGGCCCCGAGCCCUGCAAGGCCCAGCCCAGGACACUGAAGACGCCCUUCCCAGGCACCAAGGAUGUGAGCCCUAGGGCCACUGUGGAUGGAGCCCCCGGAGCUGCUGAGGACACCCCCGGCUUGAAUCUGGGUGAUUCCCAGACCACGUGUGGGGCUGUGAGCUCCUUGGACUGAGGUCGGAACCAUGUGCUCUCUGUGCCCAGUAUCCACAGAGGAUAUGCAGGCCUGCCCUGGGCCACACUCACCUGUCCCAGGGCUCAACGCUCAUGCUGGUGCUGGCCCAGGAGUCCUACAGAGGCAGUGGCACAUACCGGGGUGUGCACGUGUGUGCCAGACGUGUGCACGUAGGAGCGAGCCUGUGGAUCUUCUGAGCAGGGUGCGGGGUGUCACUCUAGAGGCGGGAGUCGCUCUCCCUCGUGGGGUUUAUAGGGUGAAGGAGAGGAAAGGGGUAGUUAGUGAACAAGUACUCUGUUCCCGGCACGGCCCCUGCAGAAACUCAUGACCACAGUGCAACAUUGCAGGCAUGGAGACAGGUUCAGAGACGCUCAGGGCCUGGCCAAGGCUGCACAGCCAGAAACUGUGCCUGGCACGUGGGAGGCCCCCAGAAUAUACCUGCGGUGGGAACGCAUGAGGGCCUGACCAGGAAUAACUAGGAGGAUGGGUGAAAAGCCAGGCCUCCAGCCCAGUCUCUUGAUCCGACACUACGCUGCUUCCCAAGAGAGUUUAGAUAGUCCCUGACUCUGUGCACCCACGUCCAAGCUAGGCUCACGCCACGGCAGUGACCCUCUCUGGUGCUCUCCACCCACAAGAAGUGGCAUUGAACGGCGUUGCUGGGGGAAGGGUGUGCAGGUUGGUGGGGUGCCAGAAAGGGAGGGGCAGCAUUGAGUGGAAUGCAAGAAAUAGCAAUGGGCUUGACCCAGCCUCGCUCUCUGCUGACUGUAUGACCUUUGACCAAUCGCCUGACCUCUGAGAAACUCCUGGCUCCUCCGUCCAAGGGGGUAAGCACCCCCAUUUCCUGAUUACAGGACUGGAAAAGAGACCCAAGGAGCUGGGUAGUGGGGAGGGGGUUUCCAUCCCCAGAGAGGAGGGUGGUAAUGGGCUUGUCUGGCCCCAGGGCUUCUCAGCAGCUGACCACUGCCCCUCCCAGAGACCACUCCUGCACUCUCUUCCAAGACACUCCUGUGGGGGGGUCCCUUUUGUAACUCUUCGUCCUCUGGCCCUGAGUUGUUGCCCUUCCCAAGGGCAGUCCCUUUCCCUCUCCUUGCCCUCUGAGACUUAGACCCACAGCCCAGGAACCUGCAGGGCUGGAGACCCACUGCUGCUGCCUACAUGGCCCCUCCACCUGGAGGUUCCAAAGGCCCUCACUCGGAGCAUGUCCACAGCUCCACUCUUGCCACCUUCCCCGCACCCGCUCCUCUGCCAGGGUUCCCCAUGUCAGACAGAAGCCUUUCCCCCCAGCCAGCUCCAAAGGCUGAGGAUCACCACAGGGACCUCCCUGCUCAUGGUCUAACUUCUCCAGUCCCAGCUCCCUGGGAGUCUAUCUAUCGUCUGGUGGCUUCAAUCUAUGUCUGUGACCACUGCUCAGCUUCCCGGCCCCCCAUCAACACCCCCUUCAGGAUCCACGAAACCACUUCCCAAUGGGCCUUAAUGGCCUCAUGCUGCUCCCUCCAAUUCCCUCUCCACCUGAAACAGCCAUGUGGGAUUUUCAAAGUACACACCACCCUGGAGCCCACGGGUAUAAAAACAUCUUCAGAUGGCCCACAGGCCCUGCGUGGGCCACCCUUCACGCCCCUCCAGCCGCCUCCUGUGCCGUAUCCCUAUCUCAUUCCCCCAACUCUUUGCUUCAGGGCUACUGCCUGGGUGUUCUCGUUUUAAUUGACUUGCUCUUCCAGCCCUUGGGCUGUCACGUGGCUGCUCCCUUGCCUUGAGUAGCCCCUGCUGCCCUCUUGACUGGGUAACUGCUCCAGUGUCAAGUCCUUGAGGGAGUCUUGGCUGUCAUUCUAGGCAGAUUCCCUUCCACACGCCUGUGGAGGCAGAAUGUGACUGUGGUAUAAUGUGAUGGGCUGACCGCGGCCUCCCCCACGCUUGAGAUCCUACCCGGUCCUGUGCCACUGUAUGGCUAGCCAUGGCAACAGUGCUUGGCCCA